This is a messenger RNA of Thermothelomyces thermophilus ATCC 42464, 1095 nucleotides long. RefSeq lists its product as uncharacterized. The coding region runs from base 1 to 1095 and encodes 364 amino acids. The transcript is spliced from 2 exons. The record is from RefSeq and is a predicted model, not a curated record. NCBI's taxonomy places the organism in Eukaryota, Fungi, Ascomycota, Sordariomycetes, Sordariales, Chaetomiaceae.
AUGGUCCUACUCCGACAUCCCACGGCCGUUCUGGCCCUCAUUUCCUCCCUUCUUCUCUCCCCGGCCGUUCAGGCUGCCAGCUUAGAGAGCGUGCUUGCCGACCAGGCCAAUCUCACCAUGUUUCGCGGUCUUGUCAAGAACACCGUCCAGGAAACGCUCAAGUACCACAUCCUCAAGGGCACGAUCGACAUGCCUUCGAUCGUCAAGGGAGACUCGAUCUGGGCCGCAACGACGCUGACCGACCGCAACUACUCGACCGUGACGGGGGGCCAGCACCUGAUUCUGACCAAGCAGCCCGGCGGCGAGGUCGUCUUCACCUCGGGCUUCGCCACCCGCGGCACCGUCGUGGUCGAGGACCUCCAGUUCGAUAGCGGUCUGGUCCAGAUCACCGACUCCGUCAUGCACGUGCCCGAGACGCUCGAGUCGACGGCCCGGAACGCCUACAAGGACCUGGCCGCCUUCGUCGGCGCGCUCUACGCCACUGACCUGUACGACGAGGUGGCCGGGUGGGAGGACGUGACCAUCUUCGCGCCACGCAACGCCGCCUUCCAGCAGCUGGCGGGCACCUUCGCGGCCAUGGACCGGGACGACCUGCGCCGGGUGCUGCGCUACCACGUGGUGCCGGGCCGGUUGUCGCACGUGUGGGAGCUCCGCAACGCGAGCGCGCUGGCGUCGGCCGACGGCGGCACCGAGGUCGCCAUCACGCGGCAGGCCAACUCCAUCUUCGUCAACUCGGCCGAGAUCAUCCAGCCCGACAUCCUCCUGGCCAACGGCGUCGCCCACCUGAUCGACAACGUCCUCGACCCCGGCCAGCCCGACGCGCGCCCGGACUUCUCCCUCACCACCCAGCAGCCCCCCGUCUUCACCCCGCUCGGCACCGCCACGGCCACCGGCGCCAACGUGCCCACCCCGUUCGCCUCCAACCUGCCCUGCACCCCCAGCUGCGUGGGGGGGACCCGGGCCACGGCGGCGCCCACGGGCUCCGGAGGCGCCGAUUCGAGCAACGCCGGCGGCGCGCUGCCGAGGUGUACGGGGCUGGCGGGUGCGGGCCUCGGCAUCGGGUUGGCGGUGGGCGCCAUCAUGGCUGGCUUCUAA